Molecule: messenger RNA, 3519 nt
Organism: Klebsormidium nitens
Lineage: Eukaryota; Viridiplantae; Streptophyta; Klebsormidiophyceae; Klebsormidiales; Klebsormidiaceae
Source: the annotation of a GenBank genome assembly
GCCAGCAUCUAGAGGAAAUGCGAAGCGUUCAAUUGUCAAACAGCACGCUUGUCCACAGUUGGCAUGAGAAGGAGAGGCGAACCUCUGUGAGAAGAGCUUUCUGGACGCCAUGGGGCCAACUCUGAAGCAGAGCCUGAGCAUGGUGAGCCGCAAUCCUGUCCACGGGCCCUCUGCCUUCCCUGCCUGGGCAAGGUCCGUGGGCGCCACGCUUGAUCACCACACGGUCCAGGAGGAGAAGGGGCUCAGCUCUACCGAGGUAGAUAGCAGGCGCAAGUACUAUGGCUACAACGAGUUGCACAAGGAGGAGCACGACUCGUGGUGGAAGUUGAUCUGGGAGCAGUUUGAAGACACGCUCGUGCGGAUCCUGCUCGUGGCGGCCGUUGUCUCGUUCGCGCUGGCCUACUUUGAGGACAACCCGCACGCGGAGGAGAAGAGCAUCACAGCGUACAUUGAGCCGCUGGUCAUCCUGCUCAUCCUCGCGAUCAACGCGAUCGUGGGGGUGUGGCAGGAGAGCAAUGCGGAGAACGCUUUGGAGGCGCUCAAGGAGAUGCAGUCGGAGCACGCCAAGGUGCUGAGGGACGGUCUUGUGAUUCCAGAUCUGCCAGCCAGAGAGCUGGUCCCUGGGGAUAUUGUCGAGAUCAGGGUGGGGGACAAGGUGCCAGCUGACAUGAGGCUCAUACGACUGAAGACGUCAACUCUGAGGGUUGAGCAAGCGUCGCUGACGGGGGAGAGUGUCGCGGUGCUCAAGUCCACGCAUGAGGUCCAGGAGGACGAGAUUGAACUUCAGGGCAAGGAGAGCAUGGUAUUCGCUGGCACGACUGUUGUGAACGGGACCGGUGUUUGUGUGGUCAACAGCAUCGGGAUGCAGACAGAGAUAGGUCACAUCCAGGAGCAGAUUCAGGCAGCUUCGGAGGAAGAGGAAGACACGCCUCUGAAGCAGAAGCUCGACCAGUUCGGCCAGACACUCACCAAAGUUAUCGCAGUGAUCUGUAUCCUAGUCUGGGUGAUCAACUACAAGUACUUCAUCUCGUGGGAGAUGAAAGACGGGAGGCCGGUCAAUAUCACAUUCAGCUUCGCAAAGGCAACGUACUACUUCAAGAUAGCUGUAGCUCUAGCAGUGGCGGCAAUUCCGGAAGGCUUGCCAGCGGUGAUUACCACUUGUUUAGCGCUCGGUACACGGAAGAUGGCCCAGAAAAACGCAAUUGUAAGGAAGCUGCCUUCAGUGGAGACACUAGGCUGCACCACAGUGAUCUGCAGUGACAAGACCGGCACGCUCACAACCAACCAGAUGUCUGUGGUCCACUUGGUAGCAGCUGGAGCUCAGCCAACUCAGCUCAGGGAUUUCAACGUCACCGGAACCACGUACGACCCGGCCGGUGGAGCCGUGCAAGGUCUGCCAAGCGUUCUGGACCGCAAUCUCCAGACAAUCGCUGAGAUCUGUGCGAUCAACAACGAGGGGAGCAUCGCGCUGUCAGGAAACGGGUUCAAGGCUGUCGGGUUGCCAACGGAGGCUGCUCUGAAGGUUUUGGUUGAGAAGAUUGGGGUCCCUGACAAUGGGAUUCGGGCGCAAGUGGCAGCGAAGGGCAGUCCUCUUGGUUUCAGCGACUGGUGGUGCGGUCGAUAUGAGAAGCGAGCCACCUUGGAGUUCGACCGGAUGAGGAAGUCUAUGAGCGUGAUUACCAAUGCCGGGAAGGGGUCUCCUAACCGCUUGCUCGUGAAGGGCGCCGUUGAGAACUUGCUCGACCGCUCCAACCGCAUCCAGCUGUCCGAUGGCUCCAUCGCGCCGCUCACCGCGCAAGUCCGGGACGCCAUCCAGCAGAAGUUGAGCAACAUGACGACACGCGCGCUGCGGUGCCUCGCGCUUGCAUACACGGACGAUCUGGGCCAGCUCGCAGGCUACGAUGGGACAGAGGCGCAUCCCGCGCACAAGGUGCUGAUGAGCCUUGAUGGGUACGCCAACAUUGAGAGCAACCUCGUGUUCGUGGGGAUGGUUGGGCUUCAGGAUCCCCCGCGACCAGAGGUGAAGGGCGCCAUCGACAACUGUCGGGACGCUGGCAUCCGGGUCAUUGUCAUCACGGGGGAUAACAAGGACACAGCGGAGGCGAUUUGCAAGAAGAUUGGUGUUUUUGGCGAGGGCGAGUCGCUCGAGGGCAAGAGUUUCACUGGCCGCGAGUUCGUGGACCUGAGUUACGAGAAGCGGCGCAGGGUUCUGAUGGACCAUGGCCUGGGCGGCCGGUGCAUCUCCCGUGCGGAGCCGCGACACAAGCAGGACAUCGUGCGCAUGCUCAAGGAGGCGGGAGAAGUCGUGGCCAUGACGGGAGACGGUGUGAACGACGCGCCUGCGCUCAAGCUCGCAGACAUCGGUAUUGCAAUGGGCAUUGCAGGAACAGAGGUCGCCAAGGAGGCGAGCGACAUGGUGUUGGCGGACGACAACUUCUCGACCAUUGUUGCGGCGGUGGAGGAGGGCCGCUCCAUCUACAGCAACAUGAAGGCCUUUAUCCGCUACAUGAUCUCGUCCAACAUCGGCGAGGUCGCGUCCAUCUUCUUCACCGCCGCGCUAGGACUGCCAGAGAUCCUUAUCCCAGUGCAAUUGCUCUGGGUGAACCUUGUAACCGACGGGCCCCCCGCCACCGCCCUCGGCUUCAACCCGCCCGACCAGGGCAUCAUGCAGAAGCCGCCCCGCAACAAGGACGACGUGCUUAUCAACGGAUGGGUCUUCUUCAGGUAUCUGGUGAUCGGAACGUACGUGGGCGUUGCGACAGUGGGCAUAUUUGCGCUGUGGUACACGGAGGCGUCGUUCCUGGGCAUCGACCUCGCGGGAGACGGCCAUACGCUCGUGUCCCUGCACCAGCUCAUGAACUGGGACCAGUGCCACACGUGGGAGGGCUUCAAGGCGGCGCCGUUCCAGGCCGGUUCGACCACCAUCUCGUUCGACAACCCGUGCGACUACUUCACCGUCGGCAAGGUCAAGGCGACCACCCUGUCCCUCACGGUUCUCGUCGCCAUCGAGAUGCUCAACUCCUUCAACGCUCUCUCGGAGGACGGCAGCCUGGUCCGCAUGCCCCCCUGGGUCAACCCGUGGCUGUGUAUCGCCGCGACCGGCUCGAUGCUCCUUCACUUCGUCAUCCUCUACGUCCCCUUCCUUGCCACAAUCUUCAGCAUCGUCCCGCUGAGCUUAAACGAGUGGCUUCUGGUCCUCGUGGUGUCGUUUCCCGUUAUCCUGAUUGACGAGGUGCUUAAGUUUGUCGGGCGAAGAAUGGCAGCGGCGGACCGGGCGGCCAGGAAAAAGAUUCAAUAGGCUUGCUGUUGACAUUGACGCUUGUGCAUUAUGCUAAGUUCGGAAGCAUUACUUGCUGAGAUUAGAUGAGAGCGUAUGAGGAGACUGUAUUCGGAUCCGUCCGGAUGACAUGGACACAGCUUCUUGCACAUUGAGGGCGAACAUUCUCGUCUUCGAAUCCUCACAAUUAUGAGAAUAUUCAUAAUAGAUACUCACUUACAAUUGGAGGCGUUGCCUGCCAC